Messenger RNA from Penaeus indicus, 2337 nucleotides. RefSeq names its product biogenesis of lysosome-related organelles complex 1 subunit 4-like (gene Blos4). The transcript is spliced from 7 exons. The record is from RefSeq and is a predicted model, not a curated record. Bases 1 to 792 code for a protein of 263 amino acids. Gene Ontology annotation, cellular component: BLOC-1 complex. Lineage: Eukaryota; Metazoa; Arthropoda; Malacostraca; Decapoda; Penaeidae.
AUGAAAAGGCUUCAGGAAAAGGCUGAGGUAGAAUCCGAGGUGGAGCCUCGUUUUGGCAACUCCUGCGACGCCGCAGGAGUUGCCAAUAUUAGGAUGUUCCUAAAACCGCGCGAAAAGACACCCCCUUGGUUUGUUUACAUCCGUCAGCUGAUUCGCAGGAAACCAACCCCUUCAACAGCUGAUGCAAGACCUUUUGAAACGCACUUCUUAGAUCUUUGCAGCAUACGUACUCAGGGAAGAUUUAAAUUUAACUUUCCAACAAUGUCUCGGCCUCAAGAGACAGGAUCAGAGCAGAAGGAGCAGAUUGUCAAGCAUCUAGCAGAAGACUAUGCCAAGUAUUUCAUUGUUGAUACGACACAAGAGAGAGGUGCCCUUGACCACGAGUUAGAAUCUAUGCUGACCAGACUUGAGGAAUAUGGAAGUCUCCUGGAUAGGACUCGAGCAGAAAGUCGCCAUACCCUGGAUGUACUUGUCCCCCAAGUCUACUCACAUUAUCAAGCCCUCCAGCGAACAUUCCAGAGCAUAGACAACUUGGAGACCUUAGUGAUGAGGGUAAAGAAUGACCUUGGGAAGAUGGAGGCAGCUGUAGAUCGAGCAGAGGUGGACCUAGGGCCUGCUCAUGGCUUAACAACAGUGAUACGACCUCUGUUUUUUAAAAGAGACCACCAUCAAACGCCAAGACCCUCAGGAUCACAGCUCACUUUCCAGCCACCUGAGAUCUUUCACACACAAGACUUCUUUGAGACACUGGAUAAACAUGCCCCUGGUGAAAGGCCAAAAGUUCAAAGCUAAAAUCGUAAUCUUGUAUUUUUUUUUUUUUUUUUUUUUUUUUUUUUUUCUCUCUCUCAAAACCGUUAUUGCCUUACUGUUACUUAAAGAGAUUUAAGAAUCUCAUGGACUUGGUCAAGAAUUACCUAUAUAUUGUGUCUUAUUUUAGUCAUUAUUCUGUCAGUAGUGAACUAGUAAGUCUUUCUUUCUUCUUUUCAGUAGUCAGAGUGACUUUGAAUAUCACUAUUUUACAGUAAUAAACUUUUAUUGCAAAUAAGUAAAGUAUAGAUUCUUUAGCUAUAUCAGCACACAAGUGUGAUUGCACAAUUGCAGCCAUACUUGCACACACACAUGUACAUGCCAAAACCAUACUUAUAUCCACACCCAUAAUCCCCUCCACAUAUCAACACCCAACCCAUAAUCCUUCACCCACACCCACACCCUAUCUAACACCCACACUCACACCAACAUCCACACCUACACCCUAUCUAACACCCACACUCACACCCUCACCUACACCCACACCCACACCCACACCUACACCCACACCUACACCCUAUCUACACCCACAUCCUAGCCAAUCACCCACACCCUAUUCAACACCCACACCCAUACAAACCUACCCCCCUACACACACACACACACACACACACACACACACACACACACACACACACACACACACACACACACACACACACACACACACACACUCACACUUACACUUACACUUACACUCACACUCACACUCACACUCACACACUCACACACACACUCACACUCACACUCACACUCACGCACUCACACACACCUGUGCAUGUGCAUUAACACAGACAGGGGUACAGGAUUUCAAAUGAGGUAAGUACUGUAUUUGCUGGUAUAUAAGACAAUUUUUUUUUUUUUUUUUCAGAAAGUAUUGAAGUAUUACCUUAUAACCAGUUUGCCCAAAUCACUGAUACCAAAAUGGAGGCCUAGCCAUGAAUACAUAAGGCUUAUAGUUACUGUUUUUUUUCUUUAAAGUUUAGAAUGUGUAAUCAGCUGUUUCUUAUUCCAAUCUCUGUAAUGAUAUUCAGUGAAAACUACAUUUGCUCUUACUGAUCUAUGAGCAAAGCACUGGAAUUUCAUUUCAGGUUACAAAAUCUACUUGAAGAUUUCCUGUAUUUUUAUUUUUCUCAUUGUCUCAAUACUUAAUAAUGGACGGCUGGAAUAGUGCGGAAAUUUUCCAGUGAAUUUCUCAAAAUAAUUUUCAUUAUGAUUUUCAAAAUAGCAAAUAUUUAUUUUUGAAUAAUGUUUCAAAAACAGGGGUGUGUCUUAUACACUAGUGAAAGUCAAAGCUGCUGAAGUCCAAAGAAUAGGAAAAAAAGGUAUAUUACACAGGCUAAAAAUAGGAAGGAUUCUACCAGAAUGCAUAAAUGUGAAGUGAAGAUCUGUUCUCAGGUUUUUAUUAUUGUUCCUGAAGAAUCAUAGCUCAUAAUGCAUUAUAAAACUUUUAUAUUUUUUUGUAAGUGUGAUAUUUUUUUUUACAGAGCAUAUAGGCAUAUUUGGGCAUUAUAUUAAUAUGUUUCCUAU